Messenger RNA from Parastagonospora nodorum SN15, 666 nucleotides. RefSeq lists its product as hypothetical. The record is from RefSeq and is a predicted model, not a curated record. Lineage: Eukaryota; Fungi; Ascomycota; Dothideomycetes; Pleosporales; Phaeosphaeriaceae. The coding region runs from base 1 to 666 and encodes 221 amino acids. The transcript is spliced from 2 exons.
AUGCUCAAAAUCCGCAAAGACCUCCUCUACCGACUCCGCUGGCCUAUCCUCUCCUCCCUCUCCUCAAUCCAAAUAUCAACAGGCCCCAUCUCCCUAACCUUCGACUCCGCCAACAAUCGCACAACCAGCCUCGACACCUCCCAAACCUCUCUCGUCCCACUAUUCUCAUCCCCCCUUGCAGACAACAGUCUCUUCAACCCACCACUGUCCCGCGUCGACGAAAUCUGUAUGUCAGAAUGCGCAGAGAGACAAGACUACUAUGAGAGCCACGAUGUGUUUGAUUAUAAAGCUCCGACUCCGUUGAGUAUCCACAACGCCGACGACAGCCCCAUCACCCUAGGCCAGUUCGUUGCGGAAGUUCAUGCAUACUACCUCACCAAUGUGACUGCUAUCAAGGAAGUCAAGGCGGAGACGUACGGCGUACCGAAUGAGAGUGGCGGGCGCACGAUUACUUGUGGGAAGCCUUGGUUGCCGGAUGAUGUGGGUUUCUGGUUUCAUCGGGCGUUUUCGGUGGGGUUGGAGGGGAAGGUCAGGGUGAGUGUCGAUGUUGUGGUUGAGGGGGAUGCGUGGACGAGGAGGGGGAUGGAAGGGUUCUGGGAAAUGCAGUUGAGGUGCGACUACAACUCAGGCGUCUGGCCUAUCUUGAACAUUGAUGAGAAGAUGUAA